Botrytis byssoidea is the source of this 1446-nucleotide messenger RNA. RefSeq lists its product as uncharacterized. The record is from RefSeq and is a predicted model, not a curated record. The transcript has 4 exons. Bases 1 to 1446 code for a protein of 481 amino acids. NCBI's taxonomy places the organism in Eukaryota, Fungi, Ascomycota, Leotiomycetes, Helotiales, Sclerotiniaceae.
AUGGUGACCAAUACUCUUCCCGAAGAUGGAAAAUACACUUUCAUAACCUCGACUCCUUUUGAUUCGGCAAAAGGGAAACAGGAGACGAGGACCCUAGUACGAAAACAUGUGAUGCGUCCAUUCAUGAAACAAAAUCGACCGAAAAGGGCAAAUGGUCUGAAGAAAAUUGCGUCAAAUUCUUGUGUUGGUGCGUCUCCACUGCAGACAUCCAUCCCACACGCGAAUGGGAAGGAGAUAGACACAGAAGCAGAAGUAGGAAGCGAAGCUCUAAUGGGUUUGCAAACGAAUUCAAUGGUUUUAUUGGGGAAUGGCCGUGUGAAUCCCUUUCAGGCAUGGCCAGUCAAGAUGGAUGCCCAAGAGCAUGAGCUGGUGUAUCACAUCUGGGAUCCAGCACAAUGCUUCCAGCCAUUCAGAGACUUCUGGUUUCCGCUUGGUACAAACGAUUCCGCGGCAAUGCACUUGAUGUUGGCUAACGCUGCCCUACACCUUAACGCUCUUAAAGGUAAUCGAGUUGAGGAUCGUGAAUCGAUGACGUAUCAUCUUUCAGCUGUCAGAUCCGUGAAUCGAAGAUUAGCAAACUUUAGUGUAGAACAUUCAGACGGAAUCCUGGGGGCUAUACUUGGCUUCAUGUGUCACGACCAUCUUCUCUCCAAUCCGAAGAGGUGGAAGAUCCACCAGGCUGGCUUCUAUAGAAUAUUGGGCUUGCGAGGCGGACUGUCAAGUAUCGAAAAUAUCCCACCGAUUCGUCUCUCUUUGUUCUGGAUCGAGAAUAAUAUGUCUAGCGAUUUAGAUAUGGUGCCUCUUUCUCCUCCGCCUGUUCAAUAUUUUACGAAUCCUUAUCUUCCAAGGUAUCAAGCUGAGGGCGAAGCUUAUUUUGUCAACAUCUGUGAGCACUCUGAUAUCUCAUCUUUUCUUUCUGUGGACAUUCUCGAUAUCAUGAAGCAGUUGAGUAUUCUCACAGUCACGAUAAUUCGCGAAAGUGACAAGAGAAAUCUAUCGAAAGAUGCGCAAUUUCUUUGGGGAGACCAGAACUUUGCUGGUCUGUGCGUCUAUCCGAUCUUGUCGAGAUUUUUGACUAUACAGAAAGAGCCCAAGCAUGAUAUCGAAGAGUUGUGUAGGAUUGGCGGGCUUCUAUUUAUUGGCCAGACAAGAAGAUGGUUCGGCGUUGCGCCCGUGAUUACCAACGUUUUUAUCACCAAGCUGCGUCGAUUACUAGAGAGCGACGGAGACAUAUGGCAUACCAAGGUAAAGAGUCUAAGAGUAUGGACUCUUGUUAUGGCUGGCUGCGCAGCGACUAUAGAAGACGAGAAAGCUUGGAUAGUUGAGACACUCAAGCGGGAUGUCUUUGACUGGUCCGAGUUGCAGAACGUGAAGAAUAUGUGGUGGAUAGAUGAAAUACUCCAGGUUGGACUGUUAAAUUUGGAGACUGCCUUUUAUUCACUCUAG